AUGGCAGAGAAUUCUGGAAGUUUACUAAUGGAGUGUACACAUUUAUGGAUGUCUACUGCAUUCUUCUUCUCGCCCAGAUCUGGCCUAGAAGAACACUGUUCUGUGUCAUCUGAGGUUUCCAGUGAUCUUAUAAUUCACGUGAAGCAAAUAUUUACUUCACAAGAAAGUGCUUUUAGUACUGGAGGAAGAAUUUUUGAUCUCUUCCGUAGUUCUUUAACCUCGAGGAUGGUUGAGGUCUUGGUGUGUACUCAAAAUUGGCUAAAAGAAACUCCGAUCACAGAGAGAUAUUACAUGGAGGAUGUUGAGAAAUAUACCAAAUUGGAUAAAGAGCUUUUCGAAUUAGAGUUUGAAUCAAGUAGUACAUAG
Molecule: messenger RNA, 366 nt
Organism: Fraxinus pennsylvanica
Lineage: Eukaryota; Viridiplantae; Streptophyta; Magnoliopsida; Lamiales; Oleaceae
Source: the annotation of a GenBank genome assembly